Molecule: messenger RNA, 2252 nt
Organism: Nothobranchius furzeri (turquoise killifish)
Lineage: Eukaryota; Metazoa; Chordata; Actinopteri; Cyprinodontiformes; Nothobranchiidae
Gene: drgx
Product: dorsal root ganglia homeobox
Biological process (GO): regulation of transcription by RNA polymerase II
Molecular function (GO): DNA-binding transcription factor activity, RNA polymerase II-specific; RNA polymerase II transcription regulatory region sequence-specific DNA binding
Source: RefSeq, a predicted model, not a curated record
CAGAGAGUAAGUGGAAACGCAUCCGCUGCUUCUCUCCAGAGCGCAAACUCACUCUCAUCAGCAUCCUCGCUGCAGAUUCGGCUUCGCAGCUCCGAGACGCACCAGGAUGUUCUACUUCCACUGUCCGCCCCAACUUGAAGGAGAGUGCUGUCGCUCCAACACACUAAAUUCAGGCGUUGGAAACCACGCCCCAGCUGAUUUUGACGAUGGAUUUCUGCGGAGGAAGCAGCGCAGAAACAGAACAACGUUUACUUUACAACAGUUGGAGGCGUUGGAGGCUGUCUUUGCUCAGACUCACUACCCGGACGUGUUCACGCGGGAGGAGCUGGCCAUGAAAAUCAACCUGACCGAGGCCAGAGUGCAGGUUUGGUUUCAGAACCGUAGAGCAAAGUGGAGGAAGACGGAGCGAGGGAGCUCAGAUCCGGAAGGAGGGAAGGAGCAGAUGAGCGACGGCUCUCCUCCGUCUCGCAGCAUCAACUCUCAGUCCCCGGUGGACCAUAACAGAAAACAGAAAGAACCGCUGGAGAUACAACAAAGUAUCAGCAGGACAGUGGGUCCAGGUGGUCCGUUCUUCCCAUCCUGUAUUCCGGGCACACUCCUCAACUCCGCUACCUACGCCCAGGCCCUCUCACAAGUCGCCACACUAAAAGGAAACAGUUUGUGCUCCUGCUGCGUUUCUGACCCCAUGGGUUUGUCCUUUCUGCCGCCCUACGGUUGCCAGGGAAACCGUACAGCCAGUGUGGCUGCCCUGCGCAUGAAGGCCCGCGAGCAUUCGGAGGCCGUGCUGCAGUCGGCCAACCUGCUCGGCGCAGUGACCGGACACGGCGCUGGUGUCGGAGUCCUCUCUGGGGUCGGCGUGAGCGCAGCGGGGGUAGUGAGGCCCAUGGCGGGCACAGCCAUGGAGGUGCCUGGCACCGGCGUUAGAGAGCGAAGCAGUUCCAGUCCCAGCGCAGCCACAAAAGUCCCCAUCCUGGGCGGCAGUCCCGACAAACACGCUCACUGCUCCAAGGAGCCGCUGGAGAAAAAGUGAGAUCCUGCAGACAAAACUUGGACGUGCUGAUAAUCUGUGUGACGGUGCCUGUUAUUCCCUAUCUACUCUGCUCAGACGAGCAACGAAGCAAAACUCCAGAAACAUCCUGGGACAGAAAUUCACAAGAUCACAGCAUCUGGAUGCAAAUAAAUUGAAACAUUGUAGAUUAUAAAUGUGAGAAAUUCUGAAAAUCUGGUGCCUCGGCUCCCAGAUGAACUGCUUUCGGACGCUCUUGGACCGCGCGGUUAAGGCCCGUUCGAUAAUGUCUUGUUUUCACUGAGAGGACCGCUACUUUGACUUUUUGCAUGAAGACCGUGGGCGUCGGACUGAAGAUUCUGCAACAUGUGCUCAGAUGAUGGCCUCUCAUUCUUUUGAUUCUGAAGUGAAAGUGCACUUUAACACUAAUCAGUCUUUUCCACCGUAAAGACUUUUUUUUCUGAGUGAGCUGAAUCCAUUCAAUCCAGACAGCUCCGGUUGUCUGUUAGCACCUCCGCGGUGCCAGCAGACAGACAGGGAACACACCAGUCCUGUUGUGACACGUUCUUUAAAACAAUUAAAGAUGUAGUCGCUCAUGUUUCUCUCCUGUUGCCUCUCGCUCCAGCCAUCUGCUCUGAUACAUUAUUUAUCAGCUUCUCUUGAAGCCAAGAGUGGAGAGCAGUCGUGACUCUUAUUAUUUAUUUACUUUUAGAAACGCUCUCUUUUCCUCCUGCCACUGAGUGUUUUUAUUAAAUUACCCUCCAAACAGGAUAUAAAAGCUAUUUAUUAAUGUUGAAUUGAAACAAGUUACCUCAGGGUUUCUCAAACAGGGUGUAGCCUGUAUUCGUCGACUCUCUGAUUCCUAAACAUUUCCCUGCCCUGGAAUAACUCUGGAUCAGCUGAUGGGAUUGAUAAUAUUUAACCGCCGGGCCAGUAGUUUUGCCUGAUUCAAUUUGCGUCCUUGAGGAUUUUCAGGAAAUUACUUUUGAUAGUCAAUAACACAAUUAAGUAAACUACACACACAUUAUCAUGAAUAAUGGAUGUGAAAUUAUGUAUUACCAUGAAGUACUGGUUCAAUAAUUGAUGAGGCGACACCCUGGUGACACCGAGAAGCGGAUAAUGUCAGAAGUUGUGCCAGGUUGUGCACAGAGCGCUCGACAUCCUCGUUUUUUAGACGUUAUUGUGUGUGCAUGUUGUAAAUAUCUUACAGUUAUACCAAUAAAAGCAAUGCUUUCAUGAAUUGAAA